AUGCAAAGUCAGUUCAGCUGCACCCUGUUCUUUGAGAAAUCAUUAAAUUUUCUACAAACAGCAGUGAAAUUUGAUUGCAUACUAUUAUGCAAAUUUUGUCAACUGAAUGCUAAUCAUAUUGUCUAUCCAUUUUCACCCCUCUACUACUUUUGCAAAGCAUGUUUCAACGAGUUCUUUUGGUUUGAAACAUCGGUUUCUCUACGAAAACAAACUGGUAGAUCAUUACAAAUAUAUUAG
Messenger RNA from Echinococcus granulosus, 237 nucleotides. RefSeq lists its product as hypothetical. Lineage: Eukaryota; Metazoa; Platyhelminthes; Cestoda; Cyclophyllidea; Taeniidae. The record is from RefSeq and is a predicted model, not a curated record. The transcript is spliced from 2 exons. Bases 1 to 237 code for a protein of 78 amino acids.